This is a messenger RNA of Lodderomyces margitis, 1692 nucleotides long. It is a transcript of the gene GAD1, whose product is annotated as glutamate decarboxylase. Gene Ontology annotation, biological process: L-glutamate catabolic process. Gene Ontology annotation, cellular component: cytosol. Bases 1 to 1692 code for a protein of 563 amino acids. The record is from RefSeq and is a predicted model, not a curated record. Lineage: Eukaryota; Fungi; Ascomycota; Pichiomycetes; Serinales; Debaryomycetaceae. Gene Ontology annotation, molecular function: glutamate decarboxylase activity; pyridoxal phosphate binding. The transcript has a single exon.
AUGGUUUUAAGUAAACACAUUGACGCUUAUGAUUUAGAAUAUCAGCUUUUAAAAGACUCACGCAAGGUCAAAUUGAGUCCUGAUGAGUUCAAUGAUGAGUACAAUUCAUCAAAAUUGGCUCCAAGAUACACAGUUCCCCAUAAAUCAGCCAAUGAAGGCGAUAUAUACAAGUACUUGAAUCAAGAAUUAUCGUUGGAUGGGAUUCCCACGUUGAAUUUGGCUUCUUUUGUCAAUACUUAUAUCGAUGAUCAUCAAAGAAAAUUGGCCGUCGAGAAUAUAACCAAGAACUUGGCUGACAAUGAUGAGUAUCCUUCUUUGAUUGAUAUUCAAAACAGAUGUGUUACUAUGUUGAGUAAUUUAUGGCAUGCGCCUCACAAGACUGAUUCUAAAACUGGAGCCAAGAUUGUCAAUUCUUUGGGAACGGCAACUACUGGAUCAUCUGAAGCUAUUAUGUUGGCAGGAUUGGCAUUGAAGAAGAGAUGGCAAGAAAAGAGAAAGGCUCAAGGUAAAUCGACAGAAAACCCAAAUAUCUUGAUGGCCACUUGCGCUCAAGUUGCUUUGGAGAAGUUUGCUGUUUAUUUUGAUGUUGAAAACAGAUUAAUUCCCGUGAAUCCAUCAUCUGGUCAUUUGAUCGACACCACAAAAAUUAAGGAAAACAUUGAUGAAAAUACCAUUGGUAUUUUUGUGAUUAUGGGAUCGACAUUUACUGGUGCUUUUGAACCGGUGGAGGAGAUUUCCAAGCUUUUGGAUGAAGUUGAAAAAGAAAAGGGGUUGGACAUUAGAAUCCAUGUUGAUGGUGCUAGUGGUGGAUUUGUGGCUCCUUUUGCUUUCCCCCAUUUGAAAUGGGAUUUUGCUAUUGAUCGUGUUGAUUCUAUCAAUACCUCGGGUCAUAAGUUUGGUAUGACUUCAGUUGGGUUAGGUUGGGUUAUUUGGAAAGAUGAAAGUUUAUUACCCAAGAAGUUACGUUUUAGUCUUGACUAUUUGGGUGGAGUUGAAGAGACUUUUGGCUUGAAUUUCUCAAGACCGGGAUUCCCUGUUAUUUUACAAUACUACAACUUUUUAACUUAUGGUAAAGAAGGAUACACUAAAAUUUUUGAUGCUUGUUUAUCCAACGCUCGUUUACUUUCCAAUUACUUGAUCAAGACUGGCUACUUUGAUGUGGUUUCAGUGAUUCACCAAUCAGCCAGUUCUCAAGACCAAAAGAGGUUGUACACGAGACAAGUUAAAAAUUUAACUGAACCUACAGUUAACGAAACUUUUGAGCCAGGUUUACCGGUUGUUGCAUUUAGAUUCUCGAAGGAGAUUAGAGACAAGUAUCCUGAAAUCCCUCAAGAGUUGUUUUCGACAUUGUUGCGUAAACGUGGAUUCAUUGUCCCCAAUUACCAUUUACCACCCGAUGAAACUGAUGUUGAGAUUUUGCGUGUUGUUGUUCGUAAUUCGCUUAGUUUGACCCUUUUGGAAAAAUUGAUUGAAGAUUGUACUGAAAUUGCUGUAUUGUUGGUUAAAUCGGCCGAAUCAGUUAGAGAAAUCUUGACCAACAAAGAAGAAGCUUCAAAGCAUAAUAAAUCAACUAUUCAUGAUUUGUUGUUGAGUAUUGCUUCUGGUGGUAUCCAGCCACUUAGACAAAAGCAGCAUGAAAAGGGUGGACAUGAAGCUGGUAUUGGCAAAAAAUCCUAUCGUGGAACUUGUUAG